Molecule: messenger RNA, 1085 nt
Organism: Drosophila bipectinata
Lineage: Eukaryota; Metazoa; Arthropoda; Insecta; Diptera; Drosophilidae
Product: protein FAM177A1
Source: RefSeq, a predicted model, not a curated record
UUUGUUUUGCCGUGUUGUUGUUUUUAUUGUAGGCGGCCUUUGGUUUAUUGAUUUCAACCCGCCAGAUUGCCGAACGCUGAAUGCCGACUGGCACGCGAUAUGAGUCGCCGGCCCCCAACCCAAGGACAACCACCCAGCCAUUUAUCAAGUUGAGUCGUCGCGCCGCAUUUGGCGACCCGCUCCUAACGCCUUCCCCAGGCUGGCGACCAAAACACCGCCUGGAAUUCAAAUCCAAACGGCCCGCACAAACAUUCGCUGGGCGUCUGUCAACCACAGUGCUUGUUUAUCUGCAAAAUUAUCGCGAAAUAAUGUCCGUGGGUCGAGGCGUGGGAAAUUCGGCCAACUGUGACCAUGACGAGCUGGGAGAAGCCGCUGGAAUCUCCGCCAGCGAAACGGACAACGCCACCGCCCUGGAGCUGCAGUCCAACAAACGCAUCCUGUACUUCAGUGACGGUGUAAUGGAGGAGAUGUCCUCCGAGAGCGAGGACGAGCGGGAGCGGAACGGCGAUGAGCCGGACAAGUGCUAUGCCGUCCAGUUGGACGAGCGCGAUAUGGCACUGGGACCACGCCUACGUUACAAGGCCAGCCGGAUGGGUAACCGAUUUCUGGCCGGCAUCGACUAUGUGGGCGGCGGCCUUGCCUCCCUGUUGGGCAUCACGAACAACCAUAAAUACGCCAGCGAGUUGGAGCACUACCAGCGCACCAAGGAGGAGGCGGCCGCCGAGGACCUUGACAAUUGGCUAACGACGCCGCCAAACCGCAACAACAACAACAAUAACAACGGCCAGAAUGAAACCAUCGUUCUAUGUGGCCCCACACGCAGUGAGGCGACCUUGCCACCCAGCCGACAAUGAGGGCUGGUGGGUGGGUGGUGGCGUGUGGUAGUUAGGUGGCAGGUGGUAGACAGGUGGUUUUGUUAUAUUCCUGUUGCCUCAAGACGGAGAAAUGCUCAUAGAGUUAGGCGGCCGACAAACAUAUGAGACUUUACUUGGAAAAGCAAGAUCUUAACUUUCGAUACUUUAUUCGCUAGCAAAUAAGUUACAUUUAAUAAUUAAAAAAAAAGAAAUACACGUACGAAAUACAUA